Molecule: messenger RNA, 2750 nt
Organism: Drosophila innubila
Lineage: Eukaryota; Metazoa; Arthropoda; Insecta; Diptera; Drosophilidae
Product: endoplasmic reticulum metallopeptidase 1-like
Exons: 10
Coding region: 58-2679 (873 amino acids)
Biological process (GO): proteolysis
Molecular function (GO): metalloexopeptidase activity
Source: RefSeq, a predicted model, not a curated record
AGUUCAUAUUUGCCAAGCAUCGAAGUCACCACGCAGGAAUCGCGCUCAAAUACCAAAAUGAGUGACAAGGAGAAGCUUAUCAUGCAGGAAUAUGGCUCACCAACUGCAGAAUCUACAAUCAACGGAUGCAAAAAGGAUAAUAAGAGAAAGUUGCCCUGGUAUUUUGCGAGUGGAUUUCUGCUUUUCUGGGCUUUACUCUUCUUUGCCGUGGUAAUACCAAUCUUCUAUCGGUUACCGACGGCACUGACAAUGGAGGACGCACAAAAGAAUGUGUUUAUUGCCGAGCGAGCCUACAAGGAUCUAUAUUAUCUAUCCAACAUUGGUACCAAAAUGGUCGGCAGCAGGGCAAACGAGAUUGAAGCUGUUGAAUUCCUCCUAAAGCAACUCAAUCAAAUUAAGGAAGACUCACUAAAGGAUUAUUUUGAUAUAGAAAUUGAUUUGUCGCAAGUCUCGGGUGAAUUUAUUUACUCGGAUCUAAUUAACAUGUACCAAGGCGUUCAAAAUAUUGCGGUCAAAAUAAGUUCCAAGAAUAGUACGAGUCAGAACUACCUCCUAGUGAAUAGUCACUUUGACUCGAAACCAGAUACUCCAUCAGCUGGAGAUGCUGGAUUUAUGAUAGUCACCAUGAUGGAAGUUUUGCGAGUGAUGGCAACAACGAAGCAGACCUUUGAACAUCCCAUCGUCUUUCUAUUUAAUGGAGCUGAAGAAAGCUUUCUUCUGGCCUCUGAUGGCUUCAUUAAAACACAUAAAUGGGCGCCAAAUUUAAAAGCCUUAGUUAAUCUCGAUGCAGCUGGCAGUGGAGGACGAGAAAUUCUAUUUCAGAGUGGACCCAAUCAUCCUUGGCUUGUUAAAUAUUAUAAGAAGUGUGCCAAAUAUCCCUUUGGCUCAACAGUGGCUGAGGAAAUUUUUCAGUCAGAUGCGCUGCCUUCUGAUUCUGACUUUAGAACUUUUAAGAAACACAUGCCAGGUCUGGAUAUGGGUCAAGUCAUUAAUGGUUAUAUUUAUCACACCAAAUAUGACACCAUCGAUGUGAUUCCCCGUGAAUCACUUCAGAAUUCCGGCGAUAAUGUUCUUAGUCUGGUUCGUUGUUUAUCCAAUGCAACAGAAUUACAUAAUACAGAGGCUCAUAAGAUUGGUCAUGCGGUCUAUUUUGAUUUUUUAGGGCUCUAUUUCUUCCACUAUUCUGAAUCUACUGGAGAAUCAUUGAACUUUGGCGUUGCUGGAACUGCUCUAAUUCUAGCUUUUAUUUCAAUGUGGCGAAUGGCAGCUGUAUCCCAUGCUUCAAUUUGUUACGUAAUCCGAGUGUUUAUCAUCGUACAUGUUAUGCAGAUUAUUUCCUUCGUACUCGCGUUCGCCUUUCCAAUUGUGGUCGCAUAUGCGAUGGACUCCUUCGGUUUAUCACUUACUUACUAUAGCAACUUGUUACUGGUAGUUGGAUUGUAUGUGUGUCCCUCACUUAUUGGCCUCAGACUGCCCAUUACCAUCUACUACAGUCUUCAGCGCAACAAUAAAAUCUCAAGUCCAUACCAUCUGCAAUUGGCAUUGCAUAGUCAGGCCAGCAUUCUGGCUAUUUUAGCCAUAUUUUUCACAGUAUUGGGUAUUCGUUCAUCAUAUAUUUUCACAAUUCCACUUAUUUUCUACGUUAUUUCCUUGGGUCUUAAUCUAAUGACCAUUCUGCACGACCUUGGCUAUGCCUGGACAGGCCUACUAAAAGUGAGCCAGAUUAUUCCUUUUCUGUACAGCAGCUAUCUCUUUUAUCUAUUCAUUGUGGUGCUAGUCCCAAUGGUGGGCCGAUCGGGAAGUGCCUUCAACCUAGACAUGGCUAUUGCAGUCCUGGCAGCCCUAGGAACCGUUCUGUCCUUCGGAUUUUUGGUACCACUAAUAAAUACUUUCCGACGUCCAAGCCUUGUGAUAUUUAGUCUUGUGGCAACUACAACUCUUGCUAUUUACUUGGCCAGUAGCACACAAAUAGGAUUUCCAUAUCGUCCUAAGACGAGUGGUCACCGAGUUGCAUUCCUGCAUGUGCGAAAUAGGUUCUACGAGUACGAUGGUUCACUCAGUAAGGAUGAGUCUGGUUACCUAUUUAACUAUCAAGAUCGGCGAGAGGAAAAAGCUCUGGAGGGCACAAAGGUUAAUCUGACUGGCUUGGUCAGUAUUGAAAGCAAUUGUUAUACUCACAUGAUGUGCGGAAUGCCGUUGUUUGAUUUCCGCUAUGUGGACAAUCGUUUCCAAAGCAAAUGGUUGCCACGAGAGGUUCCCGUUAUACCACCAGGCUCAAUCAAACUGGAGUUGCUCAGCAAAACAAUUCUUAACACGACAACGGUGCGAUUUGAAUUCAGUAUGGAGGGAUCAGCUCAAAUGAAUUUAUUCUUUCAACCGUAUGAAGAUGUGAAGAUAACCAAAUGGUCUUUCUUAAGUGAAUAUCUGGAUAAUCCCCCAGCGUAUCCAUUAUCCUAUCAUGUCUGUUUUAACUACGGUAUUGAUAGCUCGCCUUUGAAGUUUUUCCUCGAAAUAACGAAAUGGAACGGAAACUUUAAGGUACCUCUAUUUCAAAUGGGAGUAUCGGGACAUUUUAUUGGAUAUAAGCGAGAUGCUGAAAGUGAAAAGUUCGCAUCCUCAUUUCCCUCCUAUGCUAUUCUGGCCGAUUGGCCAUCCUCAUAUGACAGAUAUAUUUUUUAGUGUAGAUAAUACGAACAUACAUUAUAAUUUAUUAUUUAAUAAAAAGAACAAACAACUUUUUACUGUAUAAA